UCUGCAAUUCUCAGCACAGUGGUCUCUGUCUUCGUGAGGGCUAGGGUGCAACUACUGCCCGGCUCGUGUACUUUUGAGAACGACACUUGCGGUUACCAAUCAGAUGUAGACUAUGCGGCGUGGACUAUGUAUGAGGAAGGACGCUUCAUCAUGGCAGAUUCGUCCCUUUUUGGAGAGAUGGACAAAGCCAUUCUCGUCAGUCCAAAACUGGAGCUUUUUGACUGGAGCUGCCUUCGAUUGGUCUACCAGAUAACCGGCUCAGGCUCCCUUCUGAUCCACUUGCGACCUGAAAACGAGAACUUCGACUACCCUCUGUGGACCGCCAGGGAUUCCUCUGACAGCUGGCUCAUCGCCAACGUAGACCUCCGAAACAUGUCCAGUGCUUACCAGCUUCUAAUAGACGGUCAACCCAGCAAAGGAGUGGGAAAUAGCAUAGCCAUCUUUGAAAUUCACAUUGUGCCUGGCUACUGCAUUGAGUGUAACUUUGAAGAGCAACACUUGUGCGGCUACACAAACUACUGGAACCCUAAUGUGAACUGGUACGUGGGAGGCAGCCUAGCCGGGGACCCUCGGUCCAAUCUGCCCUCUGACCACACCCUGAACAGCGAGAGAGGUCAUUACAUGUAUGUGGAUUCGGUUUACGCCAAGAGGUUCCAAGAAGUCGCAAAACUCUCAUCGCCAAUGACAACGACCCCCAUGUCUGGCUGCCUCUCCUUUUACUACCAGAGGGACCAGGCGAGGGGAAAUUUCUUUUCUGUCUUCACCAAAGACCAACUGGGUCACUAUGAGGAGAUCUGGAGACCGGAUGUCUAUGCCACACCCAACUGGAAACUGGUUCAAGUGGAUAUUAAAGCACCUCAUGCUUUAGAGGUGGUGUUUGAGGUAGCAUUCAACAGUGCCCGCGGGGGGUUUGUUGCUUUGGACGACAUCUCUUUCUCUCCUGAGUUUUGCCACGAGACUGAGCCAUCCUUUGAUCCUUCGAUAGCUAACUGUGACUUUGAGGAGGGUUUGUGUCGGUACUAUCAGGAGCUGAUUGGAGGCUCCGUGUGGAACAGGGUUUCAGUCAAACCAAAUGUCUACAGGAUUGGUGACCACACCACAGGCGCUGGCUCCUUCCUCCUGGCCAACACUCGUUUCACGUCCCGGCCGGGAUACGUGGGUCGGCUCCACGGGCCUUUCCUGCCUGGGAACCAUAAGUACUGCCUGAGAUUUUACUACUCCCUGCACGGCUUCAGGAAGAUCGACAACGCCCUCGCCCUCUACAUCUACGACGAGAACAACGUGGCCCAGGAGAAGGUGUGGAGUUUGUCUGAAAGCACCAGAGACAUCUGGACCGAGGUGGAGGUCACCUUCCAGAAGCCAAUGCCCACCAAGGUAGUGUUUGUCACUAUCUGUCGGAACUUCUGGGACUGUGGGAUGGUGGGAAUAGAUGACAUCACAGUGACCCUUGGUGACUGCCAAGUCACAGAAGGGCCUCUGCGACCCCUUCCUGGGGUCUGUAAUUUCGAAUUGGGAGAUUGUGGUUACGCUCAGGAGAGAACGAACGGCCGCGGAGCCUGGAUUCGGACGAGGGGACACACACCUACCUCCUACACUGGACCCAAAGGGGACCACACCUUAGGGGUAGGACACUUCAUGUACAUUGAGGCAUCCCACAUGUUGCCUGGUCACUCCGUCCGGCUGAAGUCCGCUGAGCUUCGUGGGUCGCCGGGCCCACAGUGUCUCACCUUCUUCUACCACAUGUACGGUUCUGGCACCGGGGUUCUGAGCGUGCUCCUUCGCCAUGGCAACAGUGACCGGGACCAGUUGUUGUGGAGACGGCGUGGCGAGCAGAGCAUUUCCUGGAUGAGAGCAACGGUGGACUACGACUGUCAAAUUAAGCACCAGAUUGUAUUUGAAGCCAUCAGGGGUGCCUCAAUUAGGAGUGAUAUAUCUAUUGAUGAUAUCACGUUCAGAAAGGGACCAUGCAAAGAUCCAGGUGACAGUGUGCCGUACUCAGGUUUUGCUGAAAACUUCAAUGAGAUUGAGUAUUGAGGAAGGCACU
This is a messenger RNA of Chanos chanos (milkfish), 2044 nucleotides long. It is a transcript of the gene mamdc2a, whose product is annotated as MAM domain containing 2a. The record is from RefSeq and is a predicted model, not a curated record. The annotation marks the transcript as partial. Lineage: Eukaryota; Metazoa; Chordata; Actinopteri; Gonorynchiformes; Chanidae. Gene Ontology annotation, cellular component: membrane. The transcript has 14 exons.